Molecule: messenger RNA, 2343 nt
Organism: Heterostelium album PN500
Lineage: Eukaryota; Evosea; Eumycetozoa; Acytosteliales; Acytosteliaceae
Product: kelch repeat-containing protein
Exons: 10
Coding region: 1-2343 (780 amino acids)
Molecular function (GO): protein binding
Source: RefSeq, a predicted model, not a curated record
AUGUGUUCAGCUUGCAUUCUCGAACAUUGUGAGCAACAACCAGAUCAUAUCACCCAUUGUCUACAUAUCACCAAGAUAAAGUUAUUAUUAGAUAAUAUCAUUGAUAAUAUUGGCGAGAGUAGUAGUAAUAAUGAAAAUACAGAAUCAGAAUUCAUAAAGUCUACGAAAUCGAUUUGGAAAUCAUUAAAAGCAUCGACAUCUCGAUAUCAAUCAUUAUCAGCAAAAGAGAAUGAGAUUAAACAAUACUUUGAACAAUUACAUCAAUAUCUUGUAAUUGAAGAACAUAAACUAAAGAAAGAUAUCAUAAAUGAUAAAGAUAAAAUCAUUAAUCAAAUAGAUAAUAGUUUAAACAAUUUGAAAUAUUUAGUUAAUAUUAUAAAUAUAAAUAAUAAAUUAAAUUGUAGUAGCGAUGAUAAUAAUGAUAAUGAUAGUGCAGAUAACGGCUAUGAUAGUCAGUCAAUAAUCGAAGAUACAACAGAUCUCUAUUCAAUAACAACAAUAAUGCAAUCAAUCACAACUAGUUUAUCAUUACAAUCAUUUAUUUUAGAUAAUAAUCAAACAUUGUUUAAAUAUGAUAAAAAUAAUAAUUAUUUCAAUAUUGAUGAACUUCUUAAACAACACCACAAUGAUUCAUCAUCGUUAUUAUUGGAUAUCAUUCAUAAAUACAACAAUCAAUACAAUAAAACAACGGAAGUCACAGAUAGUAAUAAAAAUCAUUCAACCUAUGAAUUAUCUAUAAAACAAUUUGAUUUCAAUCAAUUAAAUUCUAUGAUCAAUCAGACAAUCAAAAUAGAUAAAAUAGAAACAUCAAUCCAAUCAACAUCACCAACAAAAGCAAAUAAAAAUGAUAUAUCUGCACAGUCAUCACCAAUAAAAACAAUAACAACAACAAACAACAAUGAAAAUAAAUCAUCAUACAUUUUCACAACACACAUAUUAAAAGGAGCAACAUUAAUAGAUAUAUCAAACAACAAUUCAAUCGAACAAUUUAAUUUUGAUUAUGAUUUUUAUUGUACAUACCAAUCGAUUAUAUCAAUUGGUGAACAUAUCUAUAUAUUCGGUGGUAUGAAGAAUUCAAACAAAUGGAUGAAAUUCUCAAUUAGAUCGAAAUCAGUUGAAUAUAUUGGUAAAAUGGAAGGUAUUGACGGUGAUUUUGGAAUAUCAGUUUGUUAUGAUGGUCAAGAUCAUAUCUAUUUGGUAAAUGGUUUUGGAACAAAUAGAAUCGAUCGUUUCAACAUCACGACAAUGCAAUUUGAGAGAUAUCAUAAACUGCCUGAAGACUAUGGUCACUCGUUGAUAUCAACAAUGAUCUUCAAAGGUUUAUUAUAUGCGAUAUCUUAUGAUAAAAACUUGGUUUUUCAAUUCGAUUUAACAAGUAAAACUAUAAAAAAUCAUCAUCAAAUUGACAUUAAAGCACACACAGCAUGCCAUGAUAACAAUGGAAAUUUCUAUAUAUACGAUAAUAUAAUCAGAAGAUUUAUAAAAUACAAUGUUGAAAACCAAAAAACAAUCAAACUUAGUACUAUCCCGGCAAAACAAGGUGAUGUUUAUUUGAUGUAUCAUCGAGAAUCAUCAACAUCAAGUUAUAUCUAUUCAUUUGGUGGUGUUAAUAAGAGAGAAAAGAGUACAAAUAAGAGAGAAAAGAGUACAAAUAAGAGAGAAAAGAGUACAAAUCCCUAUAAAACAACUGGUGUCAAUAAGUCAAGAAACUCGAUAACAUACAGUCUUAAGACUGGUACCUGUGGUCGUCCAACUCCAAUCCAUUCAUUGACUCCCAGAACUUUUCAGGUUGUCACACGAUUCGAUUGGACUAUUGAAGAUGCGUAUCAAUUGGUAAGAAGAAAGGACAACAUCACGACUCUUGCUUCACUUGUCUUUAAUCAAAUCUGGAAAUUCUAUUGUAAAUCCUAUUUUGGCGGUACUCCUCUCCACGAAAACAACCUACUAUCUGACGAAUCUAUCAUAAAUGAAUAUGUACAGCACAUAUCAGUAAAGAAAUUAAUUAUAAAUAUCAGUAUCACAAUCAAUUUGCAAAUUAUGGAAAAAUUCUUGAUUGUUCAUUAUGUCAGGAGUCAAGAUAAUUGGUCAUUAGUUGAAUCCAAGGAUGUACAGCAAAAAUCUGAGAAACAGGACAGGAUAAAGAUAUACAUAGUUUAUGUUUAUUUGAUUAAAUUGUUUCAUGAAAAGAUUCAUAGAGUUUUUGGAAGUAAAAAGGUAUCAUUUCAUAUCACCAUUAUGAACAGUUAUGAGAUAUUGUCAUCAAAUUCAAAACAUAUUAAGUUUUUGAAUUUGAUGACAAGUGAGAUGUAUUGUACAGUUGUCGAAUAUACUAAAAUUAGUUAA